Messenger RNA from Hyalella azteca, 2228 nucleotides. RefSeq lists its product as uncharacterized. Lineage: Eukaryota; Metazoa; Arthropoda; Malacostraca; Amphipoda; Hyalellidae. The record is from RefSeq and is a predicted model, not a curated record. The coding region runs from base 172 to 2223 and encodes 683 amino acids. The transcript has 3 exons.
AGAUCUAUUAAAUGGUGAAAUUAGUAGAAAGUGAAGUUCAAUUUAUGACAUUUGCUUGGUGGAUGGCGACUGGGACUUGACGGUAGACUUGGCGACUGAAACUCGUGUUUGAGAGCUGGAUGUCUUUUUUAGUUGAUUAAAAGGACUUAUGUUCCAGGGUACACCAGCAAGAUGGCGUCCUCUGCAGCCGGCACCCCAGCGCCCAGUUCGGCCUCCCGCUACCAGAAAAUGGAAACAAUCAGCGACAACGUGGAAGGCAUUUUGGAUCUUUGUCCCAAAUAUGCGAGUAAAAUCUUAAACAUUGAAUGUAGCGACAAAAACCCUGCUGAGACGUACAUGGUCUACAUGGAGAGACAUCGAAAACCCAGCGUUUUAUCGCGAGCUGCUUUGAAGAAGAUGUGUGGGUUCUCCUACAAAACUUUUGAAAGUGCCACGACUGCCGAUAAAAUGGACAUGUCUGCACUAAACGCUCUUCUUAACUGUAUUUUCAAAGUUAAAGAUGAUGGGAGGGACUUUACGGAGCUAUUGAACAAAGUGCGAGAGAUCACUAAUGUGAGAAAUGAUGUCAUGCAUAACCUCUCUUCAGUGAACGACCCAACAAAGUUUGGUGUAAUCCAAACCAAAUUGUUUGACCUGAUCGAAGAAGCUAAGUUGUUUUACCCCGGUUCUGUGAGCGAGAUUAACAUUAUGGAACGAGAGCUACAACUCGAAAUAAACUGCGGUUUUUCUCCUGGUUGCAGCGAGUUAGCUUACCACUGUCAUUGUGUACUGGCUGAAGGGAUAACAAUUACAAAUAAGUUUUUCCACGAUUACGCUGAAGAAGCUUUGAACUUUGAUAUGGGCUACGUUAAAAGGACUGAAGUGUUCCACCCACUGGAGGUGAUGCUACAAGACGAGAGAAGCAACAAGCUUCAUUUUCAAGACUUGUUCAAAUCUUCAAAUGAAGAAAUAGUUCUGGUUUCAGGCGAAGCGGGCGCUGGAAAGACGACUCUUCUCUUGAACAUUAUACUUCAGUUUAACGCAGCGCCUUACUUGCAGGGCUAUGAAGUCCUCUUAUACAUCGAGUGCAGGGACAGAACAACGAAAAGUUUACAACAAGUCGCUAGGCAACAUUUUGGAGACAAUUUUUGCUUGAAAUUAGGAGGCGAGGAUAAAGUUCUGCAAGCCCUCAAGCAGCUCCAUGUGCUGUUCCUGGUCGAUGGAUUCGAUGAAAAAAACACAAUAUCGACGGCAGUUUUGGAGGAGCUGUUGAAGAAAACCUGGCACUCAAACUCUCGUAUUUUGUUCACUACUCGCCCACAUACUGUCGAAGAUCUGAAGAAAUUAAUUGCACAAAAUCACCGCAAACUAUCACAGUACAAGAUAUCGCCUCUAACAGAGUUAUCGGAACAGUUAGCGUUCAUUGCGAGGUAUGAACAAGUUCUAUUCCCUGCUCCUACUCCCUCACAAGCGAUGCAGGAACGAUUUUCCAAACUUGAUCCGCAAUUACGACAACUUUUCACGGAGCCAAUAUCGUUGCUGCACUUCUGCUCUAUUUACAAAGAGACUCCAGAAAAGAUUGACCGUUGGAGGAGCUUCAACGAUGUGUCGCGGGACACAUUGCAGUUACAAAAGACCAUCGUUGCUGCCAAGCUCAUCAGCAUCGGUGCCCCCAACAACGAUGUUUUAAUUGACGACCUCUUCAUGGUUUUUGGCAAGUGUUCGCUAGAGUUUCUCUGCUGUAACAAGAUGACAUUUACCGACGCUGAACGCGUGCGGUUGCUGCGCAAAUGUUGCGACAAAAUCAACUUUUACUGCCAAGGCGUUGACGCUGGCGUGUUCCUCAACGUCAUGCUUAAAGUGAAGCGAUCGCUGUCAGGGAGCGCAGGCACAACCUACUCCUUUGCGCAUAAGUCCACGCAGGAGAGAUUAGCAGCGCAUUACAUUACUGAAGAAAUGCUGAAGGCAAACAAUCCUUGUCUCACAGACCUGGGAGUAACUGAUGAGACAUGUCCAAGCUUAUAUGAGGUGCUGCUGUGCGUGGUUCAGCUGCUGCACGAUGAAGAUUCUAUCAAAUUCAGCCAACACUGGCAGGAGCUGAAGGAUGCGCUGCGCCAUGCUGAUGUCACCACCUUCGGCGCCGUAAGGGACUGCGUCCGGCGUUGCCCCGACGUGCCUCAGAUGGCCGAGCUCGCCGCCCUCACUGAUCUCACCCAGGCAUGGGUCGUCAUGGCUGGUGGGUGAUGGUG